AUGUUCCAGGCCUUUGAGUGGUUUGCGCCUGAUGACAAGAAACAUUGGCGACGGCUGCAGGCAGCCCUACCAAGUCUAAAGGCGAUCGGAGUGACUAGCAUCUGGCUUCCUCCGGGAUGUAAAGCCAUGCAUCCAUCCGGAAAUGGCUAUGAUAUCUACGACCUUUACGACCUAGGCGAGUUCAAUCAGAAAGGGACAAAAGCGACCAAGUGGGGUACUAAGGAAGAGCUUGUUUCUCUUGUGACCAGAGCGCAUGAGAUGGAAAUUGCAGUUUAUUGGGAUGCUGUGCUUAAUCACAAGGCUGCGGCCGAUUAUGUAGAGAAGUGCGUUGCAGUUAUGGUUGACCCAAAAGAUUUAGAUCGGAGAAGAGUCAUCAGUGAGCCUCAGGAAAUAGAAGCCUGGUCGGGCUUUUCGUUUCCUGGUCGGGGAAACCAGUAUAGCAAAAUGAAAUACCAUUCUGAACAUUUUACUGGUGUUGAUUAUGAUGCCCUCACUGGUCGAAAUGGGAUUUUCAAAAUAUUAGGUCCCCAAAACAAAGACUGGGCACGCGACGUCAGCACCGAAAAUGGAAACUAUGACUAUUUAAUGUUUGCGGAUCUAGACCAUUCGAACCCGGAAGUUCGAGAAGACAUUAAGAGAUGGAUAGAAUGGCUCGGUAACCAGCUGCAUCUUUCUGGUCUAAGAUUUGAUGCCGCAAAGCACUACUCAGCCGGAUUUUUGCGAGACUUCAUCGCCCAUAUUCAACAAACUGUUGGCGCUGGUUGGUUUUUUGUAGCUGAAUAUUGGAAAGCAGAAGUCUGGGAGCUUUUAAAUUACCUGGGACGAAUGGGUCAUCUCGUAUCGUUAUUUGAUGCGCCAUUGGUCCAUCAAUUUUCUUACAUUUCAACCACUGAAGGCGCUGAUUUGCGCAGAGUUUUUGAGGGAAGUUUGGUGAAAUAUAAGGAGAAACAUGCUGUGACAUUUGUCAUGAACCAUGAUACGCAACCAUCCCAAUCACUCGAGGUACCAAUAGCGGAAUUCUUCAAGCCACUCGCUUACUCCCUAAUUCUCCUCCGCAAGGAAGGUUACCCCUGCCUGUUCUACGGUGACUUGUAUGGCCUUUGCGGCGGCUGCGAAGGCAUUCUUAGGCCGUCAUGUAAUGGCCAACUGGCUAAUCUCUCGCUUGCUCGGAAGCUGUACGCGUAUGGUCAACAGCGGGAUUAUUUCAAUAAAAGGAAUUGCAUUGGGUUUGUCCGCAUGGGCGACUCAGCCCACCCUCAUGGCCUCGCUUGCGUGCUCAGUAACGGCCCUGCAGAUAAGAAGCGCAUGAACGUAGGAAAGUCACAUGCGGGCAGUGUAUGGACAGAGGUUUACGGGACCUGUCGCUCGAGAGUAACGAUAGAUCGCCGCGGGUAUGGGGUUUUUGGUGUCGUUUCGUAUAGCGUGAGCGUUUGGGUCCGAGAGGACGCCACUGGGAGAGACAGUUUUGGGAAGUUCGAUUCGGAUAUCUAUUCAUCCAGCUGCUGA
Paracoccidioides brasiliensis Pb18 is the source of this 1506-nucleotide messenger RNA. RefSeq lists its product as uncharacterized. Gene Ontology annotation, biological process: carbohydrate metabolic process. The transcript is spliced from 7 exons. The record is from RefSeq and is a predicted model, not a curated record. Bases 1 to 1506 code for a protein of 501 amino acids. Gene Ontology annotation, molecular function: hydrolase activity, hydrolyzing O-glycosyl compounds; calcium ion binding.